GGCGGGUGGCGGGGGCUGCGCUCAAAGCGGCGAGAGCAGGGAGAGCAGCGGAGCGGUCCCGGCACUGCAGCUCCACACAGCGAGUAGCACGGAGGGCUCAGCCGCCCCCUUUGUGACUUACAAACCAGCCGCUUGUCCGGACGUGGUUUCGCCUCUCCCUCGCCUCAGCCAUGGUGAUGUUCAAGAAGGUGAAGACUUUCGUGAUGGUGUUCAGCGAGCCCGAGAAGGUCUAUUGCAGCGGCGAGAAGGUGGCCGGCAGAGUGCUGGUGGAAGUGGCCGAAGUGACUCGAGUCAACGCCGUCAAGGUGCUGGCCUGUGGGCUGGCCAGAGUCAACUGGGCCAAGGGGCCGCAGCAGUGCAGGCAGGAGAUGGAGUACCUGCGCUUUGAGGACGUGCUGACCCUGGAGGAGCAGCCCACGGACGGCGACGGCUCCGUCAUCCUGAGACCAGGGAACAAGUACGAGUACAAGUUCGGAUUCGAGCUUCCCCAGGGGCCUCUGGGCACCACCUUCAAGGGGAAGUAUGGCUGUGUGGAUUACUGGGUGAAGGCUUUCCUGGAGCGUCCCUCCUUCCCCACUCAGGAGAUCAAGAAACGCUUCGAGGUGAUGGAUCCCGUGGACGUGAACACUCCUGAGCUGCUGUCCCCAGUCGCUGCCAAGAAGGAGAAGAAGGUGUCGUGUAUGUUCAUCCCCGACGGGCGCGUCUCCGUCAGCGCCCAGAUCGACAGGAAAGGCUUCUGUGAAGGUGACGAGAUCUGCAUCAACGCCGACUUCGAGAACACUUGCUCCCGCAUCGUGGUGCCCAAGGCCGCCAUCGUGGCCAAGCACACCUACCUGGCCAACGGGCAGACCAAGGUGUUCAGCCAGAAACUGUCCUGUGUGCGAGGCAACCACAUCAUCUCGGGCAUGUCUGAGUCCUGGAGAGGCAAAACCAUCCGGGUCAAGAAGCUCAAACCCUCCAUCCUGGGCUGCAACAUCCUGCGCGUGGAGUAUUUCCUGCAGAUCUAUGUGAGCGUCCCUGGCUCCAAGAAGAUCAUCCUGGAGCUGCCGCUGGUCAUCGGGAGCCGCUCGGGCAUCGGCAGCCGCAGCUCCAGCAUGGCCAGUCAGACCAGCUCCGAGAUGAGCUGGGUGGAUCUCAACCUCCCUGACGCCCCUGAAGCCCCCCCGUGUUACCUGGACAUUGUCCCUGAAGACCAUCGCCUGGAGAGUCCCACCACCCCGCUCCUGGACGACCCCGACGGCUUCGACAGCCCCAUCUUCAUGUACGCCCCCGAGUUCAAGUUCAUGCCACCCCCCACCUACACCGAGGUGGAUCCCUGUGUGAGCAGCAAGGUGCAGUGAGCCCGGCGGGGCGGGUCCUGCUCUGUUCUCGUCUCUCUGUGUUUUGAUGGACUCUGUGGCAGCAGGAGGCGGCUCCUCACGCCGGGGGCUGCGGCCGCCCUGAGCCCGCGCGGCGGCGGCGGCGAGGCGGCGAUGCCACGGCACACACACGGCCCUGGGAACGGGGGGUUUGUGGCUCCAAGGUUGGGGGGGGUCUCUCACCACAACGCUGAGGACUUGUGGAAUGUUGUUUUGAGGCACAACAGGACUUUUUUUCUCUCGAGGGUGGGGGUUGGUUGGAUUCCAGCCGCCCCUCGAAGGCCCCGGCGGGGUGGGAGCGUGUGAAGGGCUCCAGCAGCCCCAGGCACAAGGUGGCGACGGCCUGGGGCUUUGUUUUGUACUGUUUUGUAUGGUUUUGGGGGGUUUUUUGG
Molecule: messenger RNA, 1750 nt
Organism: Colius striatus (speckled mousebird)
Lineage: Eukaryota; Metazoa; Chordata; Aves; Coliiformes; Coliidae
Gene: TXNIP
Product: thioredoxin interacting protein
Exons: 8
Coding region: 171-1340 (389 amino acids)
Biological process (GO): protein transport
Cellular component (GO): cytoplasm
Molecular function (GO): ubiquitin protein ligase binding
Source: RefSeq, a predicted model, not a curated record